AUGGCAACGAACCAAGAUGUCGCGGCCGAGGAGAGGACGUUGGUGGCCGAGGAGAGGAGCGUGGCGGCCGAGGAGAGGAAGGUGGGCAUGGAGGAGCGAUCUAGAUUAUUGGAUUGGGAGAAGUACUUGCUCUUCAUGGACACAUCUAUCCUUAAUGAGGCGCAAAAGGAGUAUGUCAAUCUUGCCCGUGAAGAAGUCUUGAUCCAAAAAAGAGCCAUGAUUCGCGGCAUGGGUGGCGGUGGCCUUGGCGGCAUGGGUGGUGGUGGCCUUGGCGGCAUGGGAGGCAACGAUGGCUUUGGAGCUACCAUGGGCGGCAUGGGUGUCAUGGGUGGCUUUGGAGCUACCAUGCAGACCAUGGGAGGCAUGGGUGGCUUCGGAGCACCUCCGGUCGGCAUGAUGCCGUUGAAAAUCUUGCAAACACCUUCUGAGCUUCACAUGACGAUGCGGCGCGACAAUGAAGAGGAGGAAGAAUCGUCUUCGGAGGAGGAGGAAGAGUCGAAGGAAGAUGAGGAUGAAAACGAGGACGAGGCUUGA
Molecule: messenger RNA, 534 nt
Organism: Aegilops tauschii subsp. strangulata
Lineage: Eukaryota; Viridiplantae; Streptophyta; Magnoliopsida; Poales; Poaceae
Source: RefSeq, a predicted model, not a curated record